AUGCCAAGAACUGAGCCUCCAUUCAUACCAAGCGAAUACCGGCCUCCGAUAUGGGUGCGUGUUCUUCCGGCCCUCGAAAACAUCUUCUACGGAGCAAAUCUUAGUAACAUCCUUUCGGCGCAUAAAACUGUUGUACUUGACAUCCUCGCAUGGCUACCCUACGGCAUCAUACAUUUUGGUGGCCCUUUCGUGUGCGCUAUCUUCAUCUUCCUCUUUGGGCCUCCGACCACACUUCCGGUUUUUGCCCGCACAUUCGGAUACGUCAAUUUGAUUGGAGUCAUGAUACAAAUUCUGUUUCCCUGCUCACCGCCCUGGUAUGAGAACAUGUAUGGUCUGGCCCCCGCAAAUUACUCCAUUCAAGGUUCUCCAGCUGGACUGGCUCGUAUCGAUAAGCUUUUCGGCGUUGAGCUUUACACAUCGACUUUCACAGCAUCACCUUUGGUGUUUGGCGCGUUUCCUUCGUUGCACUCUGGUAACGCAACGAUUGAGGCUCUCUUCAUGAGCCACCUUUUCCCCCGAUGCAAGCCCAUUUUCAUCGCUUACACGUUGUGGCUUUGGUGGGCAACCAUGUAUCUGUCUCAUCAUUACGCAGUCGACCUGGUGGGUGGUAGUCUCCUCUCUGGAGUCGCUUUCUACUAUGCCAAAUCAACAUUCCUGCCACGCAUUCAGCCUGACAAGACUUUUCGCUGGGACUACGAUUACGUUGAAUUCGGAGACACCCCUGCGGAGUACGGGUACGGCCGGGCCGGUCUUGAUGGUCUUGAAGCCGGUGCUGAUGAGUGGACUGUUGGGUCUUCGUCCUCGAUCUCAUCCGGAUCAUUAAGCCCUACUGAGGAAAGCCAACCUCCCUUCAGGGACUUGCAAACAAAAAUGGAUAGAUAA
Molecule: messenger RNA, 882 nt
Organism: Endocarpon pusillum Z07020
Lineage: Eukaryota; Fungi; Ascomycota; Eurotiomycetes; Verrucariales; Verrucariaceae
Exons: 2
Coding region: 1-882 (293 amino acids)
Biological process (GO): inositol phosphoceramide metabolic process; sphingolipid biosynthetic process
Cellular component (GO): inositol phosphoceramide synthase complex
Molecular function (GO): inositol phosphoceramide synthase activity
Source: RefSeq, a predicted model, not a curated record